This is a messenger RNA of Ostreobium quekettii, 1971 nucleotides long. Lineage: Eukaryota; Viridiplantae; Chlorophyta; Ulvophyceae; Bryopsidales; Ostreobiaceae. The record is from the annotation of a GenBank genome assembly.
AUGGUGUCCGGCUGCAAGCGGCCCCGGCCCGACGACCUCGAGUCGCUGGCGUCCGCCCUCCGGGCCUCCAUCCUCUUGGGCGCCUCCGAUGACCCCGUCAACAACGCGCGACUGCUGCGCACCGCCGACGCGCUGCUCCAGGCGGCCCCGUCGCACAACGGGCCGGCGAGUGCCGCGCCCGAUUGCCUGCAUGGCCUCUCGACUGUGGCCAGCGACGCGUGGAGGUACCUGGACAGCGAUGGGGCGGGCGCGCUCAAGCGGGUGUGCUCCGCGGCGUGCGGGAUGGUGGCCUCGAAGGACCGGGGGGCGGUGUGGGCAGCGGCGGAGUUCAUCCAGCGAAUGGCUUCGGUGGCUCCGGACGCACUGAUGCGGGCGCAGGGCCUGGAGCGCGCUCUCGCGUGGAUGCUGUCGCUGGAGGUGACGAGCCCGCUGGCGUUCGCGGGCGUGUGGGUGCUGGGCAGGUUGAUUUCGUCGGCGCUCGGGGUGAACGCCACGCGCUGCGGCGCCGUGGUGGAGGCAGAGGGCGCGAGCAUGAAUGGCGACGCGUCUGCCCUCUAUUGGACGUCGUCGCUGGGCGCGAUUGUGAAUCCAGCGUGCAUAGGGGAGCUGUGCCGGCUGCUGAGGCAUGUGGCCGACAGGUGCACGGUGGCGGACCUCAGGGUGGCCUGCGCCACGAUGCAGGCGCUGUCCAUGCUGCUGCACAACCGGAACUUCAGGCGGGUGAUGAGGGACCUGCUGGGCGUGCUGGAGGGCCAGAAGCUGCUGUUCACGCUGCUGAGGGUGACCAAGGUUGCCUUCCGGUUGCCGUCCCCUCUACUGCUGCAGGCCACAAACGACCUGCUGUGGAGGUAUUGCACGGCCGACCGGGAGAGGCACAAGGAGCUGUACCUGCUGGUGUUUGAGUCGGAGCUGGAGUUCACGGAGAAGGCCACGGAGAGCCGCGAGGCGGUGGUGGAGUGCCUGUUCUGGGUGAACGCCUUCAACUACCCCACCUGCAGGUCCAGCGACGUGGACACCGCAGUGGCGUGGGUCAGGAGGUAUCACUUCCUGUGGAGGCUGUACAGGUACAUGCGGAGGGUACGGCUGGACGAGGAUCACAACUGGUUCCUGGUGUGCGCCAACACCUACGCCAGCCUGUACCCUAUCCUCUUCAAGCUGUCCACGCAGCAGCACUCGCUCCUGCGCCCCUUUCAGAACGAGUUGCGCGACUCGGGGCUGCUGGACAUCACCCACAGUUUCAUUGAUGGUCUGGUGGCCCUGAUCCAGAAGUGUUAUGGGGCGGCAUCCAUCGAGACCCCAGAGGAGCAGCGGGCAGAGCUGGAGGUAAUGUCACUCACGCUGUGCAACGUGGUGUACUUUUACACGCUGUGCAUGCACGACAACAAGGAGGUGUUGCAGUACUGCGAGGUGUGCGGAGCCCUGGACUCGGUGAUGAGCGCGCUGGAGGUGUCGGACCUGAUGUUUGCGGUGGACAACGACAGGGACCUUGUGAGGCUGGCUGCUAGGACCCAGGAGGAGGUCCUGGGCCUGCUGUGCACACUGAUGUUUCAUAAAAUGAACAGAACACAGCCUGAUCGGUGGCCCUUGGACUGGAGCUUCAUUCAAGAUGGGCAAAUAAAGAAGAUCGUAGAGCAGCUUGGGCACCUCGCCCAUCUGGACGUCGUGGUGUUGACCCAGAAGAUAUCUGUUGUCCGAAAGAGGUUGGAGGUGCUCUUCUACCUGUCCCACUACACAAGGAACCUCCUGUCAAGGGCCCAGCCACAGAUUGUGGACGCCCUGAAAAAGGUGAACUACUCGAAAACAUUGGUGAGAUUGAAGCCGAUAGUGGAGGGGCUGCUGAUGCUGAAAGGUGGCACACUGCCAAAGGCGGAUGAAAGGAAUAUUGAAGACAUUGAAAGCUACUAUGUGCUGCUUCAGCACGUCUACCUCCAAACUCAGACUUCUAGGCGAGGGGGAACGCAAGACAAGUAG